CACACGCGUGCACACACACUACACACACACACACGCACACACAUACCUUGCCAUCUGUUGACAUAUGCAGCUGUUCAAAAAUAGCCCUCUACCAGAAGCUUCCCUGAGUGGCCCACAGAUAGGCAGAGCAGAGAUCUUGUCUGCACAAGUUGUUGUGUUUCUGCUAUGACCACAUGUCACCCAAGACUGUUUGCCUGAAAAGGAUUACAAAAUGUAUAUCUGUUCGUUGUGAUUUUGGCAGCAGGGAAUUUCUUUUUGCUGGUAAUUUCUGUUCCCUGAGCCAGAAGUGAAAGCUUGAGUUUGUGCAAACAGAAGUGAAAAUGGAACCCUUUCCUGACCAGUUCAUGGAAUUCCAUCCCAUCCAUGGUACCAACGUCAGACUGGACCACUCUGGAACGCAGGCCACCAGAGUGGAGAGCUUUGCAAAUGGAGUGUGUUUCAGCAAACAACCUCUGAAGCCCGGUGAGAUAUUUCUCAUAGAGAUUGAGGAUAAGGAGCUGGGCUGGUGUGGCCACCUCCGGGUCGGCCUGACUGCCAGGGACCCCAGGGGCUUAGAGGUGGUACCUGAAUACUCCAUCCCGGACCUGACAGAGUUAGGAGACAGUUGGGUAUUUGCCAUCACUCGGAACCACAACAAGAUCAUAGAGGAUGCUGAAGCAGAGGGUGUGAAUGAGGGACCAGAACCUGCAUGGACAGACCAGUGUUGAAACUCAAAUCAGCGCAGCGUGUUUUGAAAGUGAUGGGAUCAAAUCAACAAGUCAAGGUUCAUCUGUUGACCUUGGGAGAAAAAUUGUGAAGAGGAAUUAAAAUGAAAUUAUGCUGGUCUGGCUACACAUAAUCAAAUAAAACUAAGACUCUAUGGUGA
This is a messenger RNA of Scatophagus argus, 865 nucleotides long. RefSeq names its product neuralized-like protein 2. The record is from RefSeq and is a predicted model, not a curated record. Lineage: Eukaryota; Metazoa; Chordata; Actinopteri; Scatophagidae. The transcript has 2 exons. Gene Ontology annotation, molecular function: ubiquitin protein ligase activity. The coding region runs from base 321 to 707 and encodes 128 amino acids.